Messenger RNA from Jaculus jaculus (lesser Egyptian jerboa), 1579 nucleotides. It is a transcript of the gene Ankrd22, whose product is annotated as ankyrin repeat domain 22. Bases 261 to 836 code for a protein of 191 amino acids. The transcript has 6 exons. Gene Ontology annotation, molecular function: protein binding. NCBI's taxonomy places the organism in Eukaryota, Metazoa, Chordata, Mammalia, Rodentia, Dipodidae. The record is from RefSeq and is a predicted model, not a curated record.
CCCGGUGUAAUCUUGUAAUCGUGAUACAGCGUUUGGGCCAUUACCUGUAAGCCAAUGCUUUUGUUUCCUUGGCUAGCCUCUCUGGAAGGUGUGCUGCAGUCGCCUAGGCCUCUAGAAAGAUCUCAAGGGUGAGGAAAGACUUUGCCACCGCCUGAACUUCUGUAGACCUUUCUCUCCAGGAAGAAUUUUGAUGUUCAUCAGAAACACCCUCAGAAGAUUCCAGACUCUGUAGAGGUGAAGCAAACCUGUAAGGGGCCAUCAUGGGAAUCCUGUAUUCGGAGCCUAUCUGCCAGGCAGCCUACCAGAAUGACUUGGGGCAAGUGUGGCGGUGGGUCAAAGAAGACAACCACUAUGUUGACAUCCAAGAUGGCUUCAAUGGAGAUACCCCCCUCAUCUGCGCCUGUAGGCGAGGGCACCUGAGAAUCGUUUCCUUCCUUUUAAAGAGAAAUGCCAAUGUCAACCUCAGAAACAAGAAAGAGAGAACCUGCUUGCACUAUGCUGUGAAGAAAAGAUUUACCUUCUUUGAUUAUCUACUCAUUGUUCUUUUAAUGCCUGUCCUACUUAUCGGGUAUUUCCUCAUGGUUUCAAAGACUAAGCAAAAUGAGAUGCUUGUACGGAUGCUCCUGGCUGCUGGUGUCGACAUCAAUGCUACAGACUGUUAUGGCUACACUGCCUUACAUUAUGCCUGCCAGAUGAAAAACCAGACACUUAUCCCUCUGCUCCUAGAAGCCAGGGCAGACCCCACCAUAAGGAAUAAGCAAGGCGAGAGCUCACUGGAUAUUGCACAGAAAUUAAAAUUCUCCCAGAUUGCAUUAAUGCUAAGGAAAGCAUCAUAAUUCUGUGAGCUCACAGUUGGUGACAAGGACACAGGUACAAAGCCGGAUGUUGUUUUCGUCAUGGACUUCUGGUCUAUGGGCCACUCAAGCUGGGAGCCUCCACUCCGGGGACAAUGAUGGCUGCCGUGGUGCAUGUUUUUAAGAAGCUUUGUAUUUAUGGUGUAUUUUAUUUAAUGGAGUUAACCAGCCAUGGUUGUGAUUCUUCUAGAGGAAAUAAUAUCUUUGUUGGAUCCCCCAUUUCAGGAAAAAUAAAUUGAAGUUUCAAACUUGGUGGCUUCUGAAGAAGCGGGUCAGUCUUCUGGGAUAGUGUUCUUGCUUCCCAGUAUGUCAUGCUUAUGAAAACAUGUCUCCCUUCACAUCCUAGGUGAGACUCUCUCACAGACCUUAUUCAGUACUGAGUGGAAGGGCCAAAAAAACACGCACAUUUGUAUAGCAUGAUAUAUGUUAUAUAUACAUAUGCAUAGAUAGAUAGAUAGAUAGAUAGAUAGAUAGAUAGAUAGAUAGAUAGAUAUUGGAGAGUGUAGGUGAGUACCUAGAGAUUUCACUGUAAAUAUUCCUUUGAAGAAACAUCUUCAAUAAAACAUUCAUCAGUUUUCAGUGGUAAUUGUGUGUACACCAUAGAAAUUGGCAAAUGUUACACAGCAGAAUUGUUUUUUUGUCAUUGUUUCCAGAGGGCUAAAUUCAGCAGUGUACAUUUAUACAUUUUGGCCUCACUUUAUAAAUAAAUAACAUUUUGAAUUGAG